Molecule: messenger RNA, 1853 nt
Organism: Armigeres subalbatus
Lineage: Eukaryota; Metazoa; Arthropoda; Insecta; Diptera; Culicidae
Product: ovochymase-2-like
Exons: 4
Coding region: 34-1698 (554 amino acids)
Biological process (GO): proteolysis
Molecular function (GO): serine-type endopeptidase activity
Source: RefSeq, a predicted model, not a curated record
CAGGUCAGGGUAAUUCCCAUUUAAACCAACGUCAUGAGCGUAUAUCAUUUCUAUUGCACUCGUACUGCACUUCUCUCUUUUCUCGCGAACAUCAUCAUACAAUGCGCAAGUGGUGCCCCUCAACAGGAUUCACUGCUCUGUGGAAUACCAAAAAUCAACCAAACGGAUCUUAUCAUACGGGGCAAGGAUACUACUCCUGGCGAAUGGCCUUGGCAUGUCGCUAUCUACCAUAGGAUCUAUUAUUCGAACAAAUACGUUUGCGGAGGAACACUGAUCACCGAAUCGUUUGUCUUAACUGCGGCCCAUUGUGUCCAGAAGAAGAAGCUUCCGAUUUCGGUCAAAUUGAUAUUCGUCAGAAUGGGAGCCUACGAUCUGUCGGAAUGGCAUUCCAAGGAGCAGCAGCACUCGAUUCAGAGAAUUCAUGUCCCAGAGAACCCAACACAUCAUCGGUUGACCUGUGACAUAGCACUACUCGAACUGAGUACGGUGGUUGAAUUCAAUGAGUACAUACAGCCGGCUUGUUUGAUUGAGAAACUCGACUUAACGGGAGAGUACGGUCUGGCCAUUGGAUGGGGACUAUCGGAGAACGAUGAAGCCACUUACAGGUUGAAAAACGUGCUCAUGCCUGUGGUCAGCGCCAUCCGAUGCUUGGAAAGUGAUCGGCUAUUUUUCGGACACACUUUAACGGAGGACGUAUUUUGCGCCGGGUAUACGAAUGGAACAGCGGUGUGCAAUGGCGAUAGUGGAGGUGGCUUAUUUUUCCAACAAGGUAAUGCUUGGUUUAUCGGAGGGAUAGUUUCGUUUUCCCAAUACGAGCCUAACAGUAAUCGGUGCAACCCGCAUGGAUAUGGUGCUUUUAUGAAAGUUUUUAGCUAUUUGCACUGGAUUAAGGAAAUCACGCACUAUGAACAUCAUACUGAUGAAGAUGCCACUCGCGGAGAUGAUCGACGUGAAGGCAACUUUGUUUCAUACUUUCCCAAGUACUGCGGUGUUACUAAACGUGAACGCCUGGCCGACAACACCACUUUUUUCCAAUGGCCAUGGAUUGCUCAGGUGGUGGAAAAGCGUAACGAGACCGACACAUUUUGUUCGGGUUCGCUCAUCAACAGCCGAUAUGUCUUGACGUCUGCUACAUGCGCUCUGUAUAAGCCGUACCGUGUCAUCUUGGGGAUGCAUCAGUGUGAAACCUCGUAUAAUCGAUGUCAACCACCAGUGCAGCAAUAUUUUAUUAAGUCAAUCUUGGUGCACCAAGAAUUCAACAGAUUAGCUUUGAAAAACGACAUUGCAUUGAUUCGAUUGACUCGAGAUGUCCAAUUCGAAGAUCAUAUCCAGCCAGUGUGUCUCCCGGUGACACCCAAACUACGGCAAUCACGUCAUCCAAAAUACAGCGUGUCUGUCUUUUCCGAUGGUCGAUAUCAUCAAAAUUCCACCCUUUCGGAGCAGAGUCGUUCCGAAUGCCAGAAGAGAAAUGCGACAUUGGACUACCGACAACUUUGCAUGGCCAGUGGCGGCUUCUACAAAGGAAACAACGGUGCUCCCCUUGGAUAUGUUGAUUACCUUGGGGGACCUCGUUUUAUACAGUUUGGAAUUGCAUCCUACCCGGCAUCAACGGACAUGAAUUUUGGACCAACAGUGUUCACCAAAGUGGCGGCGUACAUCAACUGGAUAGUGGAGAAUACAAAUAAAAAUGUUUGGUGAAAUUGAAACUUGAUCGAUAUUAAAGUUCAGUUUAGAAUUGCAAUCACUUAUAGCCCAGCAGAUACGCAAAAUACAUAACGAUGUUGUGAGCUACCGGUCUUUUGGUACAGGAAUCCUGCAUGAGAAAGGAACUUGUAAUUCCAUGAUAGCAAAAA